AUGUCCAUUGUCUCCAGAAUUGGGCUGGAGAUGGGCGAUCGUAGCCUCCAGCUCAGAUAUGUGUUCAUGGCCACGCCCGUCUGCGAAAGGGGUAAUGGUCCCGUGCGCAUUUGGGGCAAGCACAAUGUUGUCCUCGUCCUCAAGCUCAUCUUCAUCCUCAUCUUCAUGUUGGUCUCGGGCAUCAACCUCGCCAUCGCCUACGACCUCGACAUCGCCUUCAACCUCCUCGUUUUCGUCUCCGCCCCCGUUCACAUGGCGAUCCCCUAG
This is a messenger RNA of Colletotrichum chrysophilum, 267 nucleotides long. RefSeq lists its product as uncharacterized. The record is from RefSeq and is a predicted model, not a curated record. The coding region runs from base 1 to 267 and encodes 88 amino acids. Lineage: Eukaryota; Fungi; Ascomycota; Sordariomycetes; Glomerellales; Glomerellaceae. The transcript has 2 exons.